This is a messenger RNA of Nasonia vitripennis (jewel wasp), 5049 nucleotides long. RefSeq names its product protein phosphatase 1 regulatory subunit 3B-A (gene Gbs-70E). Gene Ontology annotation, molecular function: glycogen binding; protein phosphatase 1 binding. The record is from RefSeq and is a predicted model, not a curated record. The transcript is spliced from 4 exons. Bases 633 to 1712 code for a protein of 359 amino acids. Gene Ontology annotation, cellular component: protein phosphatase type 1 complex. Gene Ontology annotation, biological process: regulation of glycogen biosynthetic process. NCBI's taxonomy places the organism in Eukaryota, Metazoa, Arthropoda, Insecta, Hymenoptera, Pteromalidae.
UUAAAAGCUCUGCCGCCGCCCGGAGAAGCCGCGCACGAGAGCCAUAGUUUCUCGCGAACGAGUCGAUCAGUGCACAUUUCUUCCGAAUAGGAUCUUCUCGGUGUGGUAAAUUAUACUUGGACGACUAACGACACUUUGCUAGAAACGUUGUGAUAUCGUUCUGUGCGACGAUUGUGAAUUUUUCGUGGAAUAGGAGUUUUUUUUUAGUGAAGGACGAGGAGUGAAGAGAAGGCUGAAUAAUUCAUUGCGUAAAUAUGAAACUUUUUUCUGUUUGAACAGUCGCUGUAUAAAGUAGUCGAGACUUCUGUGUGUGCUGAGAGCGUUUGUAGACGAUUUUUUUUCGACUCGCGAUUUUCGAGGAGAGAUCGUUGGGUAAUCCUGGGUUGAGCAAGUCCCGACGAUGCAGUCGAAAAAUUAUCGCUGACUUUACCGAUAUUUCUCUUUCUAAGUCUGAACAAGCCGUGAAUGUAUUAUUUCUCUUAACGAACGAUAUAGUUGCGCGACUGAAAUCACGACAGCGAGGAGAGCUUGCGAGGCAUUACUUGAUUAAGAUCGAUUCAGCUCGUCGAUUGGAUCGCCCCCGGAGGUUCAAGGAGACGACGCGGAAUCGGUUUUUCUGCGAUGAGAUCUAGAUGUGUUCGAUAGCAAUACCAUCGGAGCUUCUGUUGGGACACAGUCCCCCGGUGUACGGUUCCUUGCUCUACAGUUCCCUGAUGGUUACGACGCCGCCGAUCGCCAACCGAUCAGUGCCGCCGCAGAUCAGGCCCUGCCUGGCCUCAGCGUCGCUACACCUCAACGGCCUUCUCAAGAGCAACGACGAUGUCGCCAAUAACAGCAACAACAACAAGAGGAACAAGAAGAAGGUCGUCUUCGCCGAUGACCGCGGCUGGCCACUCACACAGGUCCGGGUCAUGUCGGAGCCCAGCAAUAUGCCACCCUUCUGGACGAGCGCCUACGUGGCGAGCCUUGCCCGGGGCGAGCUUUUCCGCAACCUCGACGGCAGCCUCAGCAUCGCCCAGCAGCACUCGCUGCCGAUCAACAAAGCCACCAACACCGUCAACGGCGGCGACAACUCGCCGACGAAAACGGAGAUCUGCCCCUGGGAGGCGAGCUUCGCCCAGCCCGCCAGCGACUACCUGGCCUUCCGCAACAAGCUGGACAAGUCGUCGGUGAGCCUGGAGAACGUGAUAGUGCGCGACUCCGAGAACUGCCUGAUCGGCACGAUCAAAGUCAAGAACCUGGCCUACGACAAGGAAGUGACCAUCCGCGCCACCUGCGACAACUGGAAGACCUACCAGGACGUCAACUGCAGCUACGUCGAGCAACCUGGACUCUCGGCCAGUCCUGUGGUACGCAACCUCUACGACACCUUCCGUUUCCGGCUGCCGCUGCCAGAGGGCGAUUCCGGCUCGAAUCAGCUCGAGUUCUGCGUGCGCUACAACACAGAGGGCGCUGAGUUCUGGGACAACAACGCUGGCGCCAACUACGUCGUCAAGAAGAAACGAGAUGCACCGACACUGGAGGAGCAAGUCGCCGAGCUGUUGAGCGCCUGCUGCGGCCCGAGCGAGACGCACAACGGCUUCACGCAGACGCGACUGCGCAUCGACAAGGACCUGGCCCGACCUGCCGGCGAGGCUACCCGUGUGCACCUGCGCACCUGGAGCGAAUUCGCCUCCUGGCAGCACCUCGACAACGAGGGGCCCUACUGGUGACGCGUCACUCCGCCAUCAGCACACCAGCGCCAUCUGUCGUCGUCGUUCGCUCACUAAGUCACACGUAUCCAUCCUCUAGUCCUCCGUCAUCCGUCCGACAAGUGCCUACACUAUAUACUACUCAUCGCUGCUACAUACUACUACCACGUGUCCUUGGAGCUGUUGUUAUUGUCGAUCCUCGCGAGUGGUCCUCUUCCUCUGUACUAUACACGGAUAUGCGAGUGACGAUGAUGAGAAAGAAAGAGAGAGAGAAAGAAAGAAAGAAAGAUUCGAGGCAGUGCCAUGCAGUACUCGGACGGAAUCACCUCGACGCCUCGGUGAGGAUUAAUUAUACAAUUCAUAAUGACUUUUUUUCGGAGGAGAAAUCACAUUGUUUACGCGUGAUGUGACGAGACGUGACGCGUCACGAAGAUGCGUGUGUGUUUAACGAUAUUGUAUAGCGAUUGUCUUAAUCAGAAUGCGAGGUCGUAUGAUGCAGUUUACUUAAUAUGCAGAGCGUAUUGAGAGAUACCGCGGUAAUCAAGGUAUACUCGCGUGGAUUUAUCUGUGCGACGACUCUUGCCGUAACAACGAGUGAUGAAUUUUUUAGUAUCGUGAAGUCGAACUGAUCUGUUCAUCAAUAGCAUGGCUAACGUGUGAACUGAUGUAAAUUUUACUGUGUUCCGAUUUGGAAUUAAUACAAAGCAUGGAAAACCUUAAUUUGCCUGAGAUUUUUGUUUCCUCAAGUUGCGACAUCUAAUGGUAUGAAUUAAAAAUGAAUUCUGUAAAUGCAGCCGCGUUACGACACACCCCAUCGAUAUUACAAUGCGACAACGUCAACGGCGCACAAUACCGCCGCAGUCGCAUCAUACACACAUAAUCUCCGCGCGAAUUUUUAACUCAAAACAAAAAUCUUAAUUUUAAUUUAUCGACGCCGAGACGAAAUCCCGAAGCGCAAGUUGAUAAUCCGAUUUCCCUUAUCUUUUCUGUCCCGACAGCUUACGCAAAAUCACGAGAAGCCUCAGCCGGUCUGCUAUUGCUGCUGUUGCCGUGUCUCUAGCGCUAAUAGCCUUGAGACUCUGGCGGCCGUUUUAACGAUCCCAUUUCCAUCGAACGAAAAGAAAAGACUCUAGAGGAGAAAAUGAAGAUGAUCACAUGCGCGCGUACGUAUACAGCAAGAAUAACGAAAACAAAAAACAAAAUGUAAACGAGACGGAAGAUAACGAGACGAUUUACGAGAUGACGAGAGCUUUGUGUCGUCGAAUGUAUAUAAAAGCACGCAAUAUAAUGCGUGAAAAGGAAAAAAAUUGGACGGGGGGGCGCGAAGCCUGUGUGUAGCCCUUGCAAGACUGAUAAUAUUUAUAAAAAAUAAAAAAAACCGAUUUUCAAUCGAUCCUCGAACGAUCGAGAAAUAGUAACGGAAAUUUGGCGAUCGAGAUCGGUAUAGGCCGAGUGCGUUCGCCCCCGUCCUUUUUUUACACUUUGAAAGCUUAUACAAACACGAUCAGCAGCAAAUGUUACAAUACUAUAAUUUGAUACUGUAUACUCGUUAUCACUGCGUCGAACCUCGUGCACAAGCCCGAUUUUUUUUUGUUGGUCUCUUCUUGUGUUAAAAACCGUCGCUAUAGGAUUUAACGAUCUUUCGACUCGAGUAAUUCUGAGUACUUAUUUGUUUCCCCAUGUAUACUCAUAGGGUAUAUGCAUAACCGACGUAUGUAUAUACGCAAAACGUGAUAGUCAGAGCGAGAGAUGGAGGGUACGUGUAUUUUUACAUAAAUGCGUGAUAAAUGAAGAAGUUUUUAGGAUUAUUCGGCGAUGGAAGAUUGUUAAGACUGGAUAUGCUAACGCGUGUGUAACGAAUCUAUAACGAACAUAUAUUUUAACGAACUUUUAAACGUAGACUUUAUUAGAGCGAGUGAGAGAAAGAGAGAGAGAGAGAGAGCGAAUAUAAGCGCAGAGAGACGGCGAAAGGUUUCUACUAGGCGUAUAUACCCCAUGCACACUAUUAUUAUACUGUUAUUGUAUGCAUAUAGAUUUUUAACUAUAUAUAAUACACGUAGGAGAUGUAGCUCUUCUCUUGUCAAUUAUACCUACCGCGUAAGGAUCGAUGAACGAAGCUUGUGGUAUAUUAUAUAUUAGGCGGAGGAUAUGAAGAUACAACGAAAAGCGCGUCGACUUGUUUAUAACGUAUAAGCUUCCACUUAUAUAUUUUUUUACGAUCGUGUAAUAUCGGAUAUAACUCUUUUGUUGUUUUUUUUUAUCGAAUCGAACAAGCAUACACUUGCAAACGACGGCUUCGAGACGUGCGAAAGCCAAAAUGAUGAUGAUGAUGAUGAUGAUGAAAAAAAUCGUGAUAUAAUUAUGCGCGGCCGAGUGAAUUAUGGCCGAGCGAUUUUACUAUAUAUUGUUUAUUUUAUUUUUUUUUACUCGGUAUACACAACUGUAAGAACAGAAAAUUUUUAUCCUCGCAUCGACGAGCGCGCGCGCGAAUCUAUAUGUACUAUUGAUAUAUUAUAUUUAUACACACACACACACACACGGACAGAUAUUUCUAUAUAUAUACGCGAUGCGCGAAGAACGAUAAGCUGGAGCGAAGGAACUAUACGAUUAUAUGUACGAAAAAGUUUUUAAUCUCUUGGAAAAAAAGCACAAAAAAAAUUAUUAUCAAAUGUUACGAUAUAAUAUAUUAUAUUUUAAUCGAUGUGUGCGAGCGUGCGAAUGUGUACUUGUACCUGAAGUGUCAUAAGUGUUUAUAGAUAUGAAUAUAUGCAGGAGUGUGAAUGUGUCCCGGGCCAUUUGUAGAUAUUCUCUUUGUCUUUAAUCAUCCUGUAUAAGCGAGGAGUAACUGUAUAGACGAACUGCUGAUUUCGAAGAUUGUCGAAGAGGAGGAGGAGGAGGAGAUAUGAGCGAUCAAUAUAAUAUGUAACGAUAAUAAUAAGAUUUUUAGGAGACGGAGUCUUUAUUCGCGUAGUGUAAUAAGGAACGCUUUAAUUUUCUCUCGCACCAUGUACAUCCCCCCUCUGUUCCUCCCUUUACCUACCGCUAUAUUACUAUAUUUUACGUUAUACUACCUUUUACUUCUUCUUAUUUUGGAUUUUGCCGCGAAUACAUGGAACCGCCCGAAUCGCCAUUGUGAAUCGCUUUCGGUCGCGCUGAGUGUAAUUUGAUGUAAUUAUACUAACUGAUAUAUGUAAACGAGAGGACAAUGUUUUUUUGAAGAUAUAAAUGAAAGGAUCAUCGUAGCUUUACGAAGAAUGAAAUGUAUUUCGAUGUAUAUUAUCACACCCACGCAACAAACGCAUUGUAGUCAGAAACAGAGUAAUAAAAACUUAUUGUAAGUGUUCUUGGAAAAAAAAAA